This is a messenger RNA of Phalaenopsis equestris, 452 nucleotides long. RefSeq names its product acyltransferase-like protein At1g54570, chloroplastic. Gene Ontology annotation, cellular component: membrane. The coding region runs from base 69 to 293 and encodes 74 amino acids. The record is from RefSeq and is a predicted model, not a curated record. NCBI's taxonomy places the organism in Eukaryota, Viridiplantae, Streptophyta, Magnoliopsida, Asparagales, Orchidaceae. The transcript has 3 exons.
AAUAUAACUUGAUGCCUCCAUUUUAUAUUUGAUUAUUCAGCUCUUUCAAUACAGGCGAUCCUGUGAAGAUGGCCAUGGCUACUGUUCCUGAUGGCCUUUCUCCUCAGCAAACUCUUGACGAAUUGUCAAAAAGGCUUAUAGCUUUGUUACCCAGGCUUUCAGAUUUGUCAGACAUUAUACCGAAGGAAACACUCAUCUGGAAGCUUGAGCUUCUUAAAUCAGCAAGUUCAUAUGUCACUUCUCGUCUGCAUGCAAUAAAAGCAGAAGUUCUAGUACUUGCCAGAUCAUUCUAGCAAAUUUGAAGCUAAACAUAAGUUGAAACGAACAAACAAAUCCGAAUCUAACCGAACACGAAAAUGCUAUUCACGAGACAUUUCAAAGACGAGCUAAUUCCGAAGAAAAAAAAAUCAAAAGAGCUGAACAAAAAAAAAAAAGCACUUGGCCUGCUCAAA